Molecule: messenger RNA, 2397 nt
Organism: Paralichthys olivaceus (Japanese flounder)
Lineage: Eukaryota; Metazoa; Chordata; Actinopteri; Pleuronectiformes; Paralichthyidae
Gene: gls2b
Product: glutaminase 2b (liver, mitochondrial)
Biological process (GO): L-glutamine catabolic process
Molecular function (GO): glutaminase activity; protein binding
Source: RefSeq, a predicted model, not a curated record
UCCAGAGUCAGUGACCUGUGAGGAGCCGCAGAUAAAAAGCUGCUUUAGAACCUGCUGUCUCCAUUAUCUGCUGUUCCACCGGACUGUAGCUGUGGUCGAGCCGCACCAUGUUGUGUGUGAGGCGGCUGCGUCUGCUCGCUAACUCCGUGCAACUCCUGAGGAACCCAGAUGCGGCGAGGAAGACAUUUAAUAUCCAGGCAGCAGCAGCAGCAUGUUGUUGCCUGAGCUCCAGAUCCUCAGCUGCUCACAUGGAUCAUCCUCUCAAAGUGGAUGUACAGUCACAGCCUCCCAGCUCUGGAGUGGACGACAUGCUUUUCUACGCCAUCACAGAGGGAAAAGAGCAAGUUCCCAUCUCGUUCUUUACCUCAGCCCUGAAGAGAACCGGCCUCCAUCCGUCCGACCCUCGUUUAAAGGACUGCAUGGAGAAGCUACGACACGCUGUGAAGGAAUCUGCCGGUGAGGCCAUGAUGGACAGAGACCUUUUCCACAGGUGCGCUGGUGGAAACAUCGUCCUGCUGAUCCAGGCCUUUAGGAAGAAAUUCAUCAUCCCAGAGUUUGAUGCAUUUGCACAAAAAAUAAAUGAGAUCUACAACAGAGUAGGACAUCAAAGUGAUGGGAAGGUUGCAGACUACAUCCCCCAGCUCGCCAAAUUCAGCCCAGAACUCUGGGGCGUGUCUCUGUGCACAGUGGACGGCCAGAGACACUCAGUGGGUGACACCAAGCAGCCGUUCUGCCUGCAGUCCUGUGUGAAGCCCCUGCAGUACGCCAUCGCCGUCCACGAGGCGGGAACGGACAGGGUUCACCAAUACGUCGGCAUGGAGCCCAGCGGAUUCAAGUUCAACAUGCUCUCACUUGAUGAUGAAGAUAAGCCCCACAACCCAAUGGUGAACGCUGGAGCCAUAGUGAUCAGCUCUCUUAUCAAGCCUUCUUCAAAUAAGGCGGAGAAGUUUGACUAUGUUAUGGAGUUUGUGAAGAAGAUGACUGGCCAAGAAUAUGUUGGAUUCAGCAACGCCACGACCGUGCCUUGGCAGAUUGCCUGUCCGCCGCCCCAGUGCAUUAUUGAUGUUUCAGUAUCGACCCCUUCUGCUCGUUCGCUCAGGUUCCAGUCAGAAAAGGAAACGGGCGACAGAAAUUUUGCCAUCGGAUACUACAUGAAAGAGAAGAAGUGUUUUCCACCUGGAGCAGAUAUGAUUGACGCCCUAGAUUUCUACUUCCAGCUCUGCUCCAUCGAGGUGACGUGUGAAUCCGGAAGUGUCAUGGCUGCCACUCUGGCCAACGGGGGAAUUUGUCCGAUCACAGGAAAGCAUGUCCUGAGUGCCGAGGCUGUGAGAAAUACUCUGAGUCUCAUGCACUCCUGUGGCAUGUAUGACUUCUCUGGCCAGAUGGCGUUUCACGUGGGCUUACCGGCCAAGUCUGGCGUGUCUGGUGCAAUCCUGCUGGUGAUCCCCAACGUCAUGGGAGUGAUGUGUUGGUCUCCUCCACUGGACAGAGUGGGCAACAGCGUCCGGGGAAUAAACUUCUGUCAGGAGCUCGUGUCGCUCUUUAAUUUCCACAACUACGACAACUUGAGGCACUUUGUGAAGAAGCAGGACCCUCGCAGGCAGGACGGGGAGGACCGGAACAAGUCUGUUUUCAACCUGAUGUUCGCUGCAUACAGUGGAGACGUGUCCGCCCUGAGAAGGUUUGCUCUCUCGUCCAUGGACAUGGAUCUAAAAGACUAUGACUCUCGAACAGCUCUACAUGUGGCUGCAGCAGAGGGUCACAUUGACGCUGUGAUUUUUCUGACUGAAACUUGUAAAGUUGAUCCGUUCGUAAAGGACAGGUGGGGGAACCUUCCAGUCGACGACGCCAUGCAGUUUGGACGCGAAGACACGGUGAAGGUGCUGAAAGACUAUCAGCAGCGAACGCAGCACACUGUGGCUGAGCGUCCGCCGAAGUUGGGCAACAUCGAGGGCAUGGUGUGACGGUGUCAGGGCCCUCGUGACACCUGAGACGUUUUUAAAUAUUUGUAGCAUUGAGGGAGAAAUAUUGUUUGACCUCUCCUGAUCUUUUCCAUCCUUUGUUUGGUCACUUGACUGUGAUUUUUUAAAGAGUUUACAACCGCAAAGGAACUUGUUCAUUUGAUUAAAAGGGAAAAAACAUGAAAUAGUUUUAAACCUUUUUACUGUUAUUUCGAUUUUCUUAUUUGACAAUGUUGAAAACCUUUUAUCGAUACGAUUAAACAUGAUCCCAGUAAAACCUGAUGGGGGAUUCACUAUAUACAUUUUGUUCUAUAACUGUAAAUAAGUUUGCUAGGCCCUGCUACAGAGAUCCAUCAUUAUAGAGAGUGUUUUAAUAUUUAUACACAUCUUAACCUGAUUUUACCAAAGAUUAUUUGUUAUGCAGAAUGUGUUGACA